This is a messenger RNA of Striga asiatica, 432 nucleotides long. The record is from the annotation of a GenBank genome assembly. Lineage: Eukaryota; Viridiplantae; Streptophyta; Magnoliopsida; Lamiales; Orobanchaceae.
AUGGCAAGGGCACGUUUGGUUGGGAUUGGAAUGGAUUAUUCAGACACAAGCAAAUCAGCUUUGAAUUGGGCAAUCAAUAACCUGAUUGAAGAGGGUGAUAGGAUUAUUGUAAUCCAUGUUGUUUCUCCCAAAGCUGAUCCUACCAAUAAGCAGCUUUUUGAAGAUACUGGGUCGCCUUUGAUACCUUUGGAAGAAUUCAAGGAGAUAAAUGUAUCCAAAUACUAUGGGCUCACCCCUGAUCCUGAGGUUCUUGAUAUGCUUGAUACAGUCUCCAAGACCAAAAAAGUGAGUACACAUACGUUAAUUCUGCUUAAUUAUAUAAUGAAAUUGUAUUAUAUAAUCAGGGUUUUACUUGGAAGCGUGAGCAACUACGUGGUGCAAAAUGCAAGUUGCCCAGUCACAGUUGUGAAGGGGACCUCCCAAAAGGCAUAG